AUGGCAUCUGUGAUUAUACCACCGAUGCCACCUUCGGCCCGUGAUGACGCUCUCCAUCUUUACCGUGCCUUCAAAGGAUUUGGAUGCGACACGGCAGCAGUGAUCAAUAUUCUAGGGCACAGAAAUGCAACACAGCGUGCUGCCAUCCAAAAAGAAUACCACGCCACCUACUCCGAAGACCUCAACAAGCGUUUGUCCUCCGAGCUUAGUGGACAACUCAAGAGAGCAGUGAUAAUGUGGAUGCCUGAUCCGGCAACAAGGGACGCCAACAUCGUACGGCAUGCUUUGGAGGGAGAUGUUGAUCUCAAAGCUUCCACUGAAAUCAUAUGUUCUCGAACUCCCUCCCAGAUGCGACAAUUCAAACAAAUCUAUUUCUCCAGCUUUGACGUCGACCUUGAGGAUGACCUUGCUACUAAAUUAUCCUCUGGAGAUCACAAAAAGUUGCUGGUAGCAUACAUUAGUGUGCCACGGUACGAAGGUCCAGAAUAUGAUCAAGCGAUGGUGCAGAAGGAUGCAGAAGCUCUCUAUAAGGCUGGGGAGAAGAAAUUGGGGACGGAUGAGAAGGUUUUCAUCCAAAUUUUCAGUGAAAGAAGCAGGGCACAUUUGGUUGCUGUUGGCUCUGCUUACCAAAGUUUGUAUGGUCAUUCAUUGGAAAAGGCAGUAACCAAGGAAACAUCUGGGUAUUUUUUUCUUGCACUUUCGACAAUUUUGCAGUGUGCUGACCAACCUGGCAAGUAUUUUGCAAGGGUUUUACACAAGGCAAUGAAGGGUUUGGGUACGGAUGACCCAACACUGAUAAGGGUAAUUGUGACAAGGGCUGAGAUUGAUAUGCUGUACAUAAAGGCAGAAUAUCGGAAUCAAUACGGAAAAUCAUUGCAUGAUGCAGUUCAAUCAGAUACCUCUGGACAUUACAAGGCCUUUCUUCUCUCUCUUUUAGGCACCAACCCUUAGCCAAAAUCAUUCUGCCAAGUAUCAGACUUCAAAUUCUCUCUUUUACGCAAUCUAAGAGGCUUGAAAUUAAUUAGACAAAGUUUGAUCGGUGGAUGUUAAACAAGGUCAAA
Messenger RNA from Prunus mume (Japanese apricot), 1061 nucleotides. RefSeq names its product annexin 5 (gene ANN5). Gene Ontology annotation, cellular component: cytoplasm; plasma membrane. Lineage: Eukaryota; Viridiplantae; Streptophyta; Magnoliopsida; Rosales; Rosaceae. The record is from RefSeq and is a predicted model, not a curated record. Gene Ontology annotation, molecular function: calcium-dependent phospholipid binding; calcium ion binding; phosphatidylserine binding. Gene Ontology annotation, biological process: response to heat; response to salt stress; response to water deprivation.